GAAAAAAUGUUGUUUUUGGGAUUUUUUCAAAGAAUUAUUUUCAUGAUUUUGCUAUUUAUGCCAAUUUUCUUCAAUGGAGUAGAGAGUCUUAAUAGAAUUCUUCUGGAUACAGAUGUGGAUACUGAUGAUUUCUUUGCUCUUCUCUAUAUUUUAAAGCUUAAUAGAUCAGAAAUUGAUUUGAAGGCAAUAACUAUUAGCGCAAAUGGAUGGGCUAAUGCAGGGCAUGCUGUAAAUCAUGUGUAUGAUAUGCUUUACAUGAUGGGGCGUGACGAUAUUGCUGUUGGCGUGGGAGGUGAAGGGGGAAUACUUCCCAAUGGUACCAUUAUGCCUGAUGUUGGUGGAUAUCUCCCCAUCAUUGAUCAGGGAGAUGGUACUGAUGGAUAUUGUAGAUAUAGACAAACUGUACCUGUUGGUCUUGGAGGACGCUUGAAUAUCGACUCAAAUUAUGGAUUCCGAAAGAUCUUCCUUCCACAGGGCAAGAGACAAUAUUCUCCUCUUCGACAGCCAACUGCUCAGCAAGUAAUGAUUAACACAAUUUCUUCAGGGCCAACAGUAGUUUUUCUCACAGGAUCACAUACAAACUUUGCACUAUUUCUGCUAAGCAAUCCACAUUUAAAGAAAAAUGUUGAGCAUAUUUACAUUAUGGGAGGUGGUAUAGGGUGCUGCACAAAAAACUCGACUUCUUCAUGCCAACCUGGACAGUGUGGCAAUUUAUUCACAGAUUACACAAGCAACCCUUAUGCAGAAUUCAAUAUGUUUAUGGAUCCUUUUGCUGCUUAUCAGGUGAUUCAUUCUGGUAUUCCAGUUACUCUUGUCCCAUUGGAUGCCACAAACACCAUUCCCAUUACCAAAGAGUUUUUCGAGACCUUUGAAAAGAAUCAGCAUACCUACGAGGCACAGUACUGUUUCAAGUCCCUGAAGAUUGUUCGUGAUACUUGGUUCGCUGACCAAUUCUAUAAGAGUUUCUUUAUGUGGGACUCAUUUAUGUCUGGAAUAGCUGCUUCAAUCAUGAGGAAACAACAAAACUACCAAGGAGAAAAUGAAUUUGCAGAAAUGGAGUAUAUCAAUAUUACUGUUGUUACUUCAAAUAUGCCAUACGGGAUAUCCGAUGGAUCAAAUCCAUUUUUUGAUGGACGUAAAAUUCCCAAGUUUAACUUGGAAAGAAAUGGAGUUCACAGUGGUCAUGUUCAGACGAGACUUCGUGAUCCAUUUUGUGUAGUCAAGAAUGGGAAGGGCAAAUGCCAGGAUGGUUAUACAAAAGAAGUUGUUGGGCCAAGUGGAGUGCCUGUUCGUGUUGCUGUAAGAGCAAAGCCUAAUCAAAAUCCUAAAAGUGCACUAGACAGAGAGUUUUUCGUUAGCUUCCUAGAUGUUUUAAACCAAAGAGAAAAUUCAGCAUUGUUCAAUUUUUCUACACAAUUUCCCCAUUACAAAGGAGAACUCCGCAAACCAGAUUUCAGGGGCAAGCAUCUCGGGAAGAAUGUCGUGUUUGAUAUGGAUAUGAGUGCUGGAGAUUUUAUAGCUCUCGUACAUCUCCUUAAGUUACCAGUUGAAGAAAUCAAUCUCAAGGCUAUAAUUGUGAGUCCAACUGGAUGGGCAAAUGCUGCAACAAUUGAUUCAGUCUAUGAUUUGCUUCAUAUAAUGGGUCGUGAUGACAUCCCCGUGGGCCUUGGAGAUAUGUUUGCAAUGAACCAGUCCGAUCCUGUUUUCUCUGCAGUUGGUGACUGCAAGUACAACAAGGUUAUCCCACAAGGCAGCGGUGGAUUUAUCGACUCAGAUACUCUCUAUGGUUUAUCUCGUUCUUUGCCUCGUAGUCCUCGCAGAUCUACAAUGGAAAAUUUUGUAAAAUUUGGAGCUCCUUGGGACACUGAUCAUCCUAAACUCGGACAACCUCUGGCAUUAGAAGUAUGGGAGUCGGUGGUGAAAUCGCUUGAUCCAGGAUCCAAGGUUACCAUUUUAACCAACGGCCCAUUGACCAACAUAGCAAAGAUUGUUCUCGCAGGCAAAAAUAUGACCAACGCCAUCCAGGAUAUACUAGUUGUCGGAGGGCACAUCAAUCAUGACAACACUGAUAAGGGAAAUGUAUUCAAUGUUCCCUCAAAUAAAUUCGCGGAACUGAAUAUGUUUCUUGACCCUCUAGCAGCAAAGACAGUGUUGAGUUCAGAGCUCAACAUCACUCUCAUUCCACUUGGCAUACAACGGAAAUUCAGUGCAUUUCCUAAGAUUCUUAAAACAGUACUUCAGCUAACUAAGAAGACACCUGGAGUAAUUUUUGUGAAGCGUUUACUGUCAAAGUUACAGCAUCUGCAAAAGACACAUCCUAGAUACAAGCAUAUGGAUAUAUUUGUUGGAGAAAUACUCGGAGCAGUAAUUUUGGCUGGUGAUUCUGUACUGAAAUCAACCUGUGAUGUCAAGAAAAUUGAAGUCACUGCGACUGGAAAUGAAUCUGUAGAUGGACAGAUAAUUAUCGACGAAAAACAAGGCAAAUCAGUGAAAGUAUUAGAGAAUGUGGAUCAUUUAGGUUAUUACAAUAUUUUUGCAAAUAGACUAAGUGAUAUGGAGUAGUCAGUUUACCAUAAACAAACAUUAUGAGCAGAAGAGGAAAUGGGAAACUAUUUAUUUUCGUAUGUUAAUUAUAGUAUUUGUUUCUUGUACAAUUGAUUCUAGUUGCAACGCGAAGUGCUUUCUUUAAAAGAAUAAUUUUCAUAAAUAGCAAUUGUUUGAAUUAUAAUUAUGAAUAAUAGUGUUAUAAUUUGCUUAAUAAGAAUUCAUAGCAAUAGUUUUAUAGAAGAGAGAGGCAAGCGAGAUCAAUUCAAGAGGUAAAAGAGGAGAGAAGUGAGAGAGAUAGAAGAGAGACGUAAAAGCAUGCUGUAUCUUAAAUACAACUUGUACUAUAAUUGAAACUGUGAUACAUAUACACAUAUAUACAUUCCUUCUUUCCCAAAUAUCGCUCACCUCUUUCAUAAGAUGCAUAUAUUAGCUUUGAAACAAAAUUAUAAGUACAUAUAUACACAUUGUAGGGGUGUCAAAUGAGCGGGUUGAGUUGAAAUUGAAAAUAUUAUAAUGGAUUGAAUAGAAAUCGGGUUGGGUUUUGACCCGCUCAAGUUUAGUUUGGGCUCAAAUGGGUUGGGUUCAAAUGGGCUAAAAAGUGGAUUGGUCUUGACCCGUCCAAUUUGACCCGAUUAAUCUCAAUAAUUUAACAUAUUAAUAUUUAACUUUUAUAAUCACAAUUUGAAUUUCCGCUCAAAAAUUUUUUGUUAGAAAAGUAAAUAAUGGAUAGAUAAAUUCUACAAGAUGUUAAAUAGAUAAUAAUGCGUAAAAACACAUUUUGUUUAAGAAAAUAAGAAAAACUCAAAACUAUUUGAAAUAAGUUGACAAAAAGUCCUAUUGAGCUGGAUGAACAGCAAAUUUAUUCCCUCUACUGCUACAUAUAUUCUUUAGAUUUCUCACAUAGAUUCUGUCUGCAACAUAAUUCUUAGAUUUUUCUUUCUAUUAUAGAUAUAGAAAGAAAUCAGUAUGCUUAUGCAAUUUGGCAAUACACUCAUCAUAGUCCACAAGUAACAAUGGGGAUUUGCAAAUGAAACUUUUCAUUUUCGAAAAUCAGAAAAGAAUGACUUCUCAACAUCUGUUCUAAACAGUGUUCCAUCGUAUAAUGAAUGCUAAAAAAGAAGCCAAAUAUCAGUAGAACUCAAGGUCAUAGAACAGAUAGCAAGGUUUCUUUUUUUCUUCAUUUAAAAACAGCGAGAUAGGUAUCAGUUGAUAAAACGUAGCACUGUUUCAUCAAUAAUUUACAGCAAGCAUAGACCACCUAGAGAAUCUGAUGGCUAAAGUUGAUAAUGUGAAUCCACAAGGAAA
Solanum lycopersicum (tomato) is the source of this 3852-nucleotide messenger RNA. The record is from RefSeq and is a predicted model, not a curated record. Lineage: Eukaryota; Viridiplantae; Streptophyta; Magnoliopsida; Solanales; Solanaceae.